AAAAAAAAAAUUUUUUUCACAGCAAUGAAGAUGUACCAUUCUUGCCAAAGCAUUGACUAGUUAAGAUUUUGAUGUCCAGAGCUGCUCUUAGAGGUGAAAAAUUUGGGCUUAUUUCCUGGAGCCUUGGCCAACGGAGAGGACAGUUAGUUUAAGAGAUGUGCAAAUGCUCCUGUGCAUAGAUAAGAUGAGAACAAAAGCUCAUCUCUUAUGUUCAUGCUGAGUUAACUGAAAUUACUGGUUUGUAAGAGGAGAAGAUGUAUUCUUCAGAGUGGCAGAAAGCAUGGCCAUUAAGACUUCCGUUUGGGAUCUGGGAAACUUCAGCGAGUCCCUGGUUUUAAUCAACUGUAUUUUUUAUUCAGACCAGGAACUUAAAUGAGGUCCUCUUGUGACCUAUAUAGCUUUCUAAAGCAAGAGUGAUUCUUUUGCGUGGGGUAGCUCUGGAAUGCAUCAAGGAGAUGAAACGAGCAAUGCUCUGAUGAAUACUUAAUCCCUCACAUGAGUCUGCUCCGUUAGGAGAGGUUGAGACGAGUACCCUGCAGCAGGCCUGUGGUGCUCAGUUUUGGAUAUUGGCAUGCCAAGAAAUUUAAUUAGAUAUCCCAAGCCCAGUACCCUCAACAUCAAACUACAGAACAGUAUGACACAGCUCACUUGCAUGCUCUUUAUCUCUCUCUUGUUCAAAGAGUAUUGGGUUUUCUGUUGUGGGAAAAGGAGAUGAUAAACAAGUAGUUUUGUGACAUGGGAAAGAGCUUUCUUCCUAUCUCUAUGUUUCAAUGGAUCAAGGGGGUUUCUCUUCUAGCAGAGGACCUUAUUGCACAACUUAGGAUACUGUCUGGUUCCUGAACCAAAGAUACCUAUCUGACUUUUCAGUCUCAGAAAUAGCUUUUUUAAAUGUGAAAAAUGGUUUUAUUUCAGUUUUUUUCCUUGGUGAUUGCAAGUACCACUCCUGUCUCUUCAUUUUUAACCACCCAGUCUUAACAAUCUAGAUUUGUUCUAUCGAAUCUUAACAAUACAGAGUUGUUUUCUUUUCUCUAUGUAUGCAGCUGACAGAGAUUCCAAGUAAGGAACUCUAUUAUAAAGAAUUAAUCUUGGUGUGUAAAAUGGAAUUUUAAAAUGUGCAUGAUAAAAGAAGUUGCAUUUCAUUUCUGCUUAUGCUUAAAUAAUGAAUUCAUUUAUAGCAUUAUAUCCUAGAAAAAUAAUUCUCCAUAGGCCAUGACUUGAAUCUAAUUAGAAAACUGCUGUAUUAUAGAAAUGCAUUCCACACAGAGUAGUUUCUGUAUUUAUCAGAGAAGCAGUAUAUGUCAUCGACUAAGGAUCUAAUUAAGGUUUCAAGACACUGAAAGGUAAGCACUUUAAUAAUUUUAGAUUAAUUUUACUUUUCAUAUAUAGAAAAAUGGAAGAAUACUAACAUAUCUAUUAAAUUUUCAGUUUUGUUUUGAUUUCACCUUGAAGUACUAGAUACUUCUCAAAGAGCCUAUUUGAACCAAAAUUGUAACAACUUCAUUGAAGGGUAUCAAGGGUCACAUUCUACCACCAGUUAAAUUUAUACAGCUUCAGGGAUGCAGCAGAGGGCAGGAUUUCCCUCAUAAUUUGAAUCGACUAAACCCCUGUUAUCUGGAGAAAGGCACAAAUGAUAAGGAAUUGGAUACUACCUCAAAUGUAAUAAAAAUAUGUCUUCAGAAGCAACUAAAGCAGAACACAAAACAUAUUGCUACUGUAGUUGUGCACAUCUGCACAUCUGAAAUUAGAAACUGUCCCUAACAGACAAUGGGCCAUGGCUCCCUAUUUGGAAGCUAUUGGCAGAGCUGUUCAACCUGUUUACUUGCUCAAACACAAAAUGAUCUCUUAAAUUGCUAAAACAGAUUGUAGAGAAAAUUGGCAAGAGAAGAUGUUAACAUGGCCCAGGGCUUCAUUUGUAGGAUUUGGAGUGCAAAGCCUGCAGAUACUUGUCUCCAAUGGCUUUUUUUCCUCCAUUGAAUUGAAGUGAAGGAGAAGAAUAGGGAACAGGAAAAAAUAACAACAACAUCAAUGUCUACAUUUCAACCACCCAUCAAACCAACCAUCAACAAAGAGACUGGGAUGAAACACCCUGAACUUCAGAAGCAGUCAGCAUAAAUCCCAGGAGUAAAUACUCUGCACCAAUCUACAUAAGGAUAUCUUUCAGCUUCAUUGCAGCUGGAGUCAGUGACUUCAUACUGAAAGAGGCUGGUUUUGAGUCUACAGACCAUGACAGUUUGUAACAGCAAAGGAACGUACAUGUCUGUGUGAAUGCAUAGCCAUGUAUACCUAUAAAGACUGUCAAGUGCUGCCUAAAAAAGAAAGGAGCCGUGGUGGCAUUAAGUGCAGUGGAGGACACAAAUCCAGGCAUACUGGAGGAUCUGAGCUGUUUCCUGCAGCACUGAACCUUUUCAGAGUUUUCAUUGUUGUUUCCUGCAAAAUAUUAAAAUGCGAGUGUCUGUCAUUCAGGAUCUCAGGGAGGAUGAAAAUGAAAAUGGGGAAGAAGAAGAAAAGGUCUUCCUCAAGCCUGUUAUUGAGGAUAGAAAUAUGGAACUGGCCCGAAAAUGCAGUGAAUUAAUAAGUGAUAUACACUAUAAAGAAGAGUUUAAAAAAUCUAAAGGCAAGUGCAUAUUUGUACCUGACACCCCGCAGCUAAAACAUGUGAAAAGUGUCGGUGCUUUUAUUUCUGAGGUGAAGUACAAAGGAGCUGCUAAAAAAGACCUUUCCAACUCUCUUUAUCAGCAGAUGCCAGCCACAAUUGACAGUGUAUUUGCAAAAGAAUUAAUGCAGCUUCAGAGCAAGGUACUCUAUAAACAAAAACAUGAUGCUGAGAAAGGAACUUCAGAUUACGCACGAAUGAAGGAGCCUCCAGAUGUUAAGCAUGCCAUGGAAGUCAGUAAACACCAGAGUGAUGUAUCCUAUAAGAAGGAUGUGCAAGAUACUCAUAGGUACACUGAAGUGCUGAACAGGCCAGACAUAAAGAUGGCAACUGAGAUAACAAGAUAUAACAGCAGUGCUGAGUACAAGAAAGGAAGGGGAGAGAUGAAUAAGGAGCCUGCUGUACUUGGAAGACCAGAUUUUGAGCAUGCCAAAGGAGUUUCAAAACUUUUAAGCCAAGUGAAAUACAAAGAGCAGUUCAGUAAGGAAAUGAAGAGUCACCAGUACAAUCCUCUUGACAGUGCUUCCUUCAAGCAAGCAAAGAUUGCAUCCACCUUGGCAAGUGAUGUGAAUUACAAGAAAGAUUUGGAAAGCCUACAUGAUCCAGCGUCUGAUCUACCAAAUCUGCUAUAUUUAAACCAUGCUUUAAAUAUCAGCAAAACGCACAGUGAUUGUGAAUAUAAGAAAUCAUUUAAGCAAAGCAAGGGCUUCUAUCAUUUCACCCUGGGUACCACUGAACAAAUCCACCACAAAGCAAAUGCGGUGCUUCAAAGUCAGGAAUACAAAAGAGAAUUAUGAAAAUCUAAAGGCAGAUCAAUGCUGGAGUUUGUGGAUACACCAAUGUAUCAAGUUUCAAAAGAGGCUCAAAAAUGCAAGUGAGAAAAAAUGUAUCGCAAAGAUUUGAAGCGGAUCAAGGGAAGACCCUCCUGGAUUUGAGACAACCCCAGAGUUGCAUAUAAAGCAGUCACUAACCUUCUGAAAGAGAAAGAAUAUCGAAAAGAUUUGGAAGAAGGGAUGAAAGGAAAAGGAAUGACAGUGUUUGAAGAUACACCAGAUUUGAUUAGAGUGAAAAAUGCUGCUCAGAUACUGAAUGAGAGACAAUACAAGAAAGACCUGGAAACUGAAAUUAAAGGGAAGGGCAUGGAAGUUGGUCCGGAUACCCCUGAGAUAAGACGAGCCAAGAAAGCUUCGGAAAUUGCAAGCAUGAAAGAAUAUAAGAAAGACUUGGAGAAAGAAAUUAAAGGAAAGGGAAUGGAAGUGAGCGUGGAUACCCUUGAUAUACAACGAGCCAAAAAAGCUUCUGAAAUUGUCAGCCAGAAAAUGUACAAAGAUGAAGGAAAGAUGCUCUGUAACUAUUCUACUGUCCCUGACACUCCUGAGAUGGAAGAGGAUAAGAAAUACUCAGAAAACAUCAGUUCAGUAUUUUAUAAGAAGGAAGUAGGAGCUGGCACAGCUGUAAAAGAGACUCCAGAGAUUGAAAGAGUAAAGAAAAAUCAACAGAAUAUUAGCUCAAUUAAAUAUAAGGAAGAAAUUCGGCAUGCAACAACUAUUUCUGAUCCACCGGAACUAAGGAGGGUUAAGGAAAACCAGAAGAAUAUUAGCAAUGUUCAAUACAAAGAACAGCUCUGCAAAGCUACACCUGUGAGUGUCACCCCUGAGAUGGAGAGAGUCAAGAGGAAUCAAGAGAAUGUCAGCAUGGUUCACUACAGAGAGCAGCCUGGUAAAGCUACUGCUGUGAGUGUCACUCCUGAGAUAGAGAGAGUCAGGAAGAAUCAAGAUAACAUCAGCUCGGUCAAGUACAGCAGUGAUCAGAGGCAGAUGAAAGGUAGACGUAGUGUGCUUCUAGACACACCUGAGCUAAGACAUGUCAAAGAAACUCAAAACAACAUCUCAAUGGUAAAAUACCAUGAAGAUUUUGAGAAGACAAAGGGCAGAGGCUUCACCCCAGUGGUAGAUGAUCCUAUAACAGAGCGUGUACGGAAGAACACCCAAAUUGUGAGUGAUGCAGCGUAUAAAGGUGUGCAUCCACAUAUUGUUGAAAUGGAUAGAAGACCUGGAAUAAUUGUUGAUCUUAAAGUUUGGCGCACAGAUCCUGGCUCCAUCUUCGACAUUGAUCCUCUGGAGGACAAUAUUCAGUCUAGGAGUCUGCAUAUGCUUUCUGAAAGAGCAAGCCGUUACAGUAAGCAGUAUUUACGUUCUACCAGUUUGGGAGAUUAUAAAUCAGAUGGCUCUGACACGAACCCUACCUUUUCUUACUGCAGUGAGAUAACAAGGCCUUCUGAGGAAGGAGCCCCUGUUCUCCCUGGGGCAUAUCAGCAAAGCCAGACUCAAGGAUAUGGAUACAUGCACCAGACCAGUAUGUCGUCCAUGAGGUCCAUGCAUUCACAGCCUCAUUCAGCAAGUCUGAGAACGUAUAGAGCUAUGUAUGACUACAGCGCUCAAGAUGAAGAUGAAGUUUCCUUCAGGGAUGGUGAUUAUAUCAUCAAUGUGCAACCGAUAGAUGAUGGCUGGAUGUAUGGUACUGUUCAGAGAACUGGGAAAACGGGAAUGCUUCCAGCAAAUUAUAUUGAGUUUGUUAACUAAUUUUUGUCUCUAGUCCUUUGAGCUUUAUUAUGAUUUACUCAAAAUCUAACCUUUUAGAAAAAAGUCAGAAGAAUCUUUUAAGAGUACAUGAUCAUUACGUUAUCACUGCUAUAACAGUUUGCUUUCUUACUCGGAAUCCAAUUUAGAGUUCUUUAAAAUAGAGAUAAAUAACCUGCAAGAAGCUCAGAGCUUUGAAAAUAGCAUGGCUUAUAAUCAUGCUUUCUCAAAAUGAAAAACAUAUAUGGAAGCCUGGUGCUGUCUAUCCUAUAAAAAUUUUAGUCAAUUACCUGUAAAGGGAAAAUACCUUUUCCCUACAUAUCAAAGAGGUUAUUUCUCUUUAUAAAAACCACCAUAAAAUUGAUGCACUUCUGGCACUCUGAAGGCACAGGAAGUUAACACACUGAGUUUGAACACAUCUUCAAAUUAUUAGGGAGGUGUUUAAUGUUUGAGCAGUUAGCAUCCUAAUAAAAACUAAAAUGUUGAGUAGAUAAUUCAGUCAUUUGAUAUAAUGACAAGUAAUAUGCCAGUAAAAAAACCAAUAAAAUCCCCUACUGCCCAGCAGCCUUACAAUAAACAGGUCCAUUAUAACAGCAAAAUUUUCCUGACUCUUGCAUACCCACAUUUAUUUCUGCAUUACCCAUUUUUUCUUAUUUACAAGUGACCUAUCAGCUUUGCUUGCAUCCCAAUCUGUCAGUUAGAUCCAUGAUUCUUCAGUAUCUUUUGCACAGAAGAUUCCUUGCAAAGACUAUCUAAAGUAUAAAACCUGUCAAGUCUUCUAUUUCCUUCUAACAAUAACUAGCAUUUAAAUAGAAACUUACAUUAGGGCAACGUACAACCAAUACUUCAUGUUAGUUCCUUUACCUUCACUUGUACUGCUGUAAAUAAAUAUCCUGUGUGAGGCCCCGGUGCUGUGCAGUCACACAAAGCCUGCAGUCAUACCCCUCCUUCUUACCUACCACAGGUAACUUGCUUAAUGGCUGCUUUGCUGAUGAGCUAAUGUACCUACCCCUGCUUCAGAUAUACUUAUGCCUCCAUUGAGGAGUGGAGGAGAGCUCUGUUUAUUGUAGUGCGUUUCAGAUCAAUGACCUAUUGCUUCAGUUUACUCAAAAAAUCUUGGUGAUCCAACAGUGGGUUGUACGCUUGCCAAAUGUUUAAUGAUGGAGAAAUAUUAUGUUUUCUUUUACUGACUUGAUCUUUCUCAUAACUGACACUGAAGGGAAAGCUAACUAAACAAAAGUCCAACAUACUCUAUGCCAUUAUGUUUCAGUUUAGCCAUCUGUAGAAAACAGUAAAAAUAUUCUGCUGACAAACCUUCACAUAUGCUGUUUGGUGUCUGUUAACAUUAUGGUCAGAACUGAGAGAUCCAGGUCUCAGUCUGUGAGGCUGAGGAGAGGAUCAAACAACUGGUGACAUAAUGGACCUGUAAGAGGGACUGUGUCAGCAGGCUUGGGUCACAGGGAACUUGCAUUUGCUUUGACUGGAUGCUGCAUUCUCUCCCAGGGAGAAAUUCUGUGAGGAAGGACAAAAGAGUUAAAGAUUCAUGUGGGAACUUAUUUGUGCAGAUGCAGUAAAUGUUUUUACUGAUAAUUUAAUUUGUGAAGUUCAGCCAUGUGCUAGAGAAGUUAGAGGCGCUUGUAGUAACCCUCAGAAUAUUGAGUCUGCACUGGCUUUCUUCCAUUUCUAAAAUUUUUAAAAUAGAAUUAAAUAUAGAGCUUAUAGACAAUUUUGUAUUUCUCAUUUCACAAAGUAGGCAACUUUGCAAUAUCUAUUUAAAGAAUAAGGAAGGCAGAAUGGAUUUGUUAUGUCAACUGAAAGUUGUCAGUGCAAAUACCUGCACGUUCUAUUUUUGCAUACAAUUAGGAAUUGGAAAGCUUAUGCAAUUUUAUUUUGGGUUUUACUAACUCGGGGCUGAUUCCAGCUGCCAAACAGAAUGGAAUGACUGCCUUAGAAAAAAAAAAAAUUAAAAAAUGUCCAUGACUGUGGAAUUGCCUGGGCUUUCUUGUCAGCAGCCUAAUUCCAAGGCUAAAGCUGUCCAGGAGCAUCUAACUUCAAAAAGUAUUGUUUAAAACCACAGAUUCACUACUGUAAAUAUCCAGUCUCUAUGGGUGACUGCUGUCAUUUAAAAUUCUUGAAAGUUUUGCAUAAGGAGCUGCUGCUGCUGCUGCAGCAGAACCUUAUGCAUUCCUGGUGACAUCCACGUGAAAUUAGCAAACUUUGCAAGUGAAAUGGCUUUUUCAAAAGGCUGAUGUGAUAUGCUGAGCUACAAGCUCUGUAAAAAGCAGUCUGCUUCUGUGUUGGUUUUCAUCACUAGCCGUCAACAGCAGGGAGAGGAAUUUCAUCUUAUGCUGGGUAGCAAAUUUUUCAAAUGAUGCCUGAGGCACAAUUGGCUGUCACUUGCUGCUUGCUGCUCUAUUAGCUGUGUAAUGCUGACAACAAUAAAAACAAAUUGUCAGUUUGUUAACCCAAUAAAAUUUAGAGAAUAGAUAUAUUGAAUCAAGUUACAGAUUUUAGUGAUUUAUAAAAAAGAAUCUAUAAAUAGAUGAUCAUUCUUCCUAAAUGAGGAGAUGACUUGCAGUGUUGAACACUUUACGUAUAGAAGUAAAUGAGAAAAUGGGCAUUUGAUGACAUUAGAGAACUAUGUUGUAAUAAACAAUCAAAAUAAGAUUUCCUUUAUGAAUUUUGAAAAUUCAUUACCUUGGUAGAGCAGCUAAAGCAAUAUGCAAAAAAAUAAAAGGUCAAGAAAACAAAACAGUAUGAGAAUUGUAUUUCUCUUGAGAAUGGUAUAUCAGCAAAAUUAUUAAGAUCUGGUUUAAGUUACUCAUUCAUGUAACCAAGUUUUUUAUGUCAUAUAUGCUUAGGAAUUCAUGUUUAUGUGGAACAGUUCCUGCUUUUUGAUAUAAAACAAACUUUAGUGUCAUUAUGCAGCUUUUUUCUAAGCAAAGCAAUCAAAGGCCCAAAAUUAUCAGAGUGCAAUUAAAAAGAUGUUUUUAUAAGAUCUAAAAUUUGUAAGGUGGGGAAAGUAAGUCAUAAAUUAAAUUGUGCCAGCAUAGGCAUAUGUUGGAGCCUGUUACAUGCAGUGUGAUAUAGAGGUGAAAAGAUGCUAUAUGCUGUCUUGUCACCUUUAAAAUAUGUAUUCCUUUUUAGCACGGCAUGUUCCCCUCACUGUUCUUUCUUCCCAUAAUCAGUUUUUCUGGGGAAAGGAAAGGACUUUUACAGAGGUGAAUUUCCCAAGCUGUUCCAAAGUUCAGAUUGGAAGUUCACAUGUUCUCCUUUUAGAAAUAAAGAAUUCUGUAAAGAAUGCUUUAAUUCUUGCUAACACGAGUAUAAAUGUAGAAAACAACAUAGAGCAUAUUCAUACAUAUAUACAAGAACAAAUGGGUGCCUUGCUUUUCAUUACUCUUUCUUGCCUGGCUAAUCUUCAUUUUCUAAACAAAGCUACGUACAGAUACUGCAGUUGUAAUUUUUCAUUAUGGAACAUUAGCAUUUAAUCUUGAUGAAACAGGGUUUUCUUGAUUACAUUUGACAUACAAUAAACUACUUCAGCAGAUUGGGAUUUGACGGAGAAUCACCUCCCAUGGAUUAUGUUUUUGACAAAUGUGUCCCUCCCGAGUGUUCCUCAGGGAUAUGGAAGGUCUCCAAUACUUGGGAAGGUAAUAAUUCUAGUUUUUAUUGUACAGUGACUGCAUGUCAUCUUGUACAAUGGAAAUGACAAAUACCAAGGUCUUUGGCAGAAGGUGGUACAGGGUAUAAAAUUUUAGAUUUUAAUUAAGUUGAUUAAUACUCCAUUUAAACUAUAGAAUAUGCUUUAGUUAGAAAAUGUUUAAAUAAUAUACUGAAACAGACAAAAGAUGCUGUUGAAAGAAGUUCUCCAAACUGAUGUGCUGGCAAAUGCGAAGUACUGGUGAGCACUAUAAAGAAUAAACCAUUUCGCAAUGCUUUAGUGACUUUCUCCAGCUUUAUGCCAUAGGAACCCCAUCUCUCCUUUGGAAAGAAAACCUGAAAGCUCUAUUUCCUAUACUGCCUGCACUACAACAGUAUAUUCAAAGGAAUUUCAUAUGCUUCUUGUGUCUGAUAAAUAGAAUUUGCAUAUUGUACUUAAGUUGUAAUCCAGUUGUUGUUGACAUUUGUUUAAUUAUUAUUAUUUUGGGGGGGGGAAAUAAGCUAUACUGUAGCAUUUCAAUCGUGUAUUUAAUAUUACUAUUAGAAGUUGCUAGACCAUUGGAAGACAGCAAUGACUGUAUUGACAUUGAUUAGCAUGAUGUGGAAACUCGGCUGUUGGUUUUUGCAGUGUGAUAUAAAAAGCAAAAAUGAACCGCUGUGCAGUUUGGCUUAUGUUUGCUUUAAAGUGUGUAAAGUUUUAGUUAUUUUGCAAAACUGUACUGUAUUUGGGGGUAUACAGUUAUGGAGGUAACAAUUGUUUUUCAAAGGACAGAUAAACUUUCUCUUGGAUCAUAUGAUGUAUCAUCUUAAUUUGGCUUUUGUUAUGCAGAAAGUUAACACCAGCUAUUAAAAUAUAUUUUAGUA
This is a messenger RNA of Chiroxiphia lanceolata (lance-tailed manakin), 9759 nucleotides long. RefSeq names its product nebulette (gene NEBL). NCBI's taxonomy places the organism in Eukaryota, Metazoa, Chordata, Aves, Passeriformes, Pipridae. Gene Ontology annotation, cellular component: Z disc. The record is from RefSeq and is a predicted model, not a curated record. Gene Ontology annotation, biological process: cardiac muscle thin filament assembly. Gene Ontology annotation, molecular function: actin filament binding.